Molecule: messenger RNA, 2997 nt
Organism: Miscanthus lutarioriparius
Lineage: Eukaryota; Viridiplantae; Streptophyta; Magnoliopsida; Poales; Poaceae
Source: the annotation of a GenBank genome assembly
AUGAGAAAGCAAAACAAUGGUUUGCUUGUUUCUCCUACUAGUUUCACUAAUUUUAUCUCGUCUUUCUGGUUCCAGUUUUCCGCUGAUGUCUUUGUCAGUUAUUUCCAUAGGAGCAAGCUGGAGGCAAGGCUCCGGCGGCUCAAAGAAGCCUUCUAUGAUGCCGAGGACCUGCUGGACGAGCAUGAGUACAACCUCCUCAAGCGCAAGGCCAAGAGUGGGAAGGAUCCCUUGGUAGGGGAGGAUGAAACCUCCUCCAUUGCAUCGACCAUCCUAAAGCCACUUCGUGCCGCCAAGAGCAGGGCGCGCAACUUGCUCCCUGAGAACAAAAAGCUAAUUAGCAAGAUGAAUGAGCUCAAGGCCAUCCUGACGGAAGCAAAGGAACUUCGUGAUCUUCUUAGCAUACCACCUGGAAAUACUACAUGUUUAGGGUGGCCAGCCGUACCAACAACCAUUGUUCCUCCGACCACAGUGACAUCACUUUCCACUUCAAAGGUUUUCGGUCGCGACAGGGAUCGCGAUCGAAUAGUAGAUUUUCUUCUUGGCAAGACAACAGCUGACGAGGCAAGUUCAACUAGGUACUCGAGUUUAGCCAUUGUUGGAGCGGGGGGUAUGGGGAAGUCCACCUUAGCGCAGUAUGUCUACAAUGACAAGAGGAUAGAAGAAGACUUUGAUGUCAGGAUGUGGGUCUGCAUCUCACGCAAGCUUGAUGUCCGUCGUCACACAAGGGAGAUUAUUGAGUCUGCAACAAAUAGGGAGUGCCCAUGUUUUGAUAAUCUUGAUACUCUCCAGUGCAAAUUACGUGACAUACUGCAGAAGUCAGAGAAAUUCCUACUUGUGUUGGAUGAUGUUUGGUUUGAAAAAUCUGGCAGUGAGACAGAGUGGUUUCAACUCCUGGAUCCAUUAAUCUCUAAACAGUCGGGAAGCAAAGUUUUGGUGACUUCUCGACGUGCAAUGCUUCCGGCUGCUAUUUGCUGUGAACAAGAACAAGUUAUUCUUUUGGAAAACAUGGAGGAUGCCGAUUUCUUGGCACUCUUCAAGCACCAUGCUUUCUCAGGAGCAAAAAUUGGAGACCAGGUUUUGCGUAGUAGGCUCAAACAUACUGCAGAGGAGAUUGCUAAAAGGCUUGGAAUGUGUCCAUUGGCAGCAAAAGUUUUGGAAGGCUUUGUUGGUUCGUGCAAUUCGAGUAGGACAUUGGAAGAUGUUGGGAUGGAUUACUUCAAUGAUAAGGUCUCUGGAUCUCUCUUCCAAAUGGUUUCUGAAAGGCAUGGUUCGUACUAUGAUUCGUACUAUGUCAUGCAUGAUAUCCUUCAUGAUUUAGCAGAGUCACUCUCUAGAGAAGACUGCUUCAGAUUGGAAGAAGAUAAUGUGAAAGAAAUACCAUGCACUGUUCGACAUCUAUCAAUUCGUAUUGAGAGCAUUCAAAACCAUAAGCAAAUUAUCCACAAGUUAUAUCAUUUACGCACUAUUAUCUGCAUUGAUCCACUAACAGAUGAUGCAAGUGAUAUUUUUUAUCAGAUGGUGAACCUGAAGAAGUUACGUGUAUUGUAUUUGUCAUUUUACAACAGUAGUAAGUUGCCUGAAUCUAUUGGUAGGCUGAAGCACCUUCGGUAUUUGAACCUUAUCAGAACGUUAAUUUCUGAAUUGCCUAGAUCAUUAUGUACUCUUUACCACUUGCAGUUACUUCAGUUAAGCCCAAUGGUGGAGAGGUUGCCUGACAAGCUUUGCAAUUUAAGCAAGCUAACUUCGCUACAACAUAUGCGUACCUUUUCUGUGCAAAAGAAGCAAGGAUACGAGUUGUGGCAGCUGAAGGACUUGAAUGAGCUUGGUGGCAGUUUAAGUGUAGAAAAUCUUGAGAAUGUUUCAGAAAAGGAUGAAGCCUUAGAGUCCAUGCUAUAUCAGAAGAAUCGCCAUAAAAAGUUGCGGCUUGCCUGGAGUAGCGAGAAUGGAAUGGAUGCAGCAGAUACUUUACAUUUGGAUAUUCUAGAAGGUCUGAGACCGUCACCCCAACUUAGUCGCCUCACAAUCGAAGGCUACAAAUCUGGGACAUAUCCAAGGGGAAAUAUAAUGAAGACAGAAGACCUGGCAUCUAAACUUGCAUCAAUGUGGGAGGUCAAUUCGGGAUCAGAUAUUAGGGAAGUACUUUCAGAGGACUAUUCAUCCCUGAAGCAGUUGACAACGCAGAUGGGUGAUGAUAUAUCACAACAUCUUCAAAUUAUUGGAAGUGGCCUAGAGGAAGGAGGAGAUAUAAUAUUGGUUAAAGAAAAUAUCAUCAAGGCAUGGCUUUUCUUCCAUGAGCAGAGGAUAAGAGUCAUUUAUGACAGGACCAUGGAGCUGCCACUGGUUCUACCAUCAGGAAUCUGUGAACUUCGUCUUUUUUCAUGCAGUAUUACAGAUGGAGCUUUAGCUAUUUGCCUUGGUGGCCUCACUUCACUGACAACCUUACACUUGGGUUAUAAUAUGGCAUUAACUGCACUUCCGUCAGAAGAGGUGUUUGAGCAUUUGACAAAGCUUGACAAUUUGACUGUAACAGGCUUGUCUUCCUGGCAACUUCAACACCUAACUUUGAUAGAUGUUCCAAACCUCACUGCCAAGUGCAUCUCACAGUUUCGUGUCCAGUAUUAUCUCUUCGUUAGUAGUUUCGUACUGCUCAACCAGAUGCUCAAGGCUGAAGGGUUUAUAGUCCCACCGAAUCUUGGUCUUCGUUAUUGCAAGGAGCCGUCAGCUUCAUUUGGAGAAUCUGCAAAUCUCUUAUCUGUCAAGCACCUGGACAUUUGGGAUUGCAAAAUGGAGUCCCUGCCAGGAAAUCUAAAAUUUCUCUUCAGUCUGGAGAGUCUUUAUAUCAGCCAUUGCCCCAACAUAACAUCUUUACCAGUUCUGCCAUCCUCCCUCCAGCGCAUAAAUAUAAAAUGUUGUGACAACUUGAAGAAGAACUGCCGAGAGCCUGAUGGAGAAAGCUGGCCACAGAUUUCACACAUCCUCUGGAAGCACUUCGAUUAA